This is a messenger RNA of Dreissena polymorpha, 3096 nucleotides long. Its product is annotated as zinc transporter ZIP12-like. Gene Ontology annotation, molecular function: zinc ion transmembrane transporter activity. The transcript has 15 exons. The record is from RefSeq and is a predicted model, not a curated record. Gene Ontology annotation, cellular component: membrane. Gene Ontology annotation, biological process: zinc ion import across plasma membrane; intracellular zinc ion homeostasis. The coding region runs from base 174 to 2648 and encodes 824 amino acids. Lineage: Eukaryota; Metazoa; Mollusca; Bivalvia; Myida; Dreissenidae.
CUUAAUUUUUUCUUGGACUUGGAUUGUUUAAUCACAUAUUUAUUUAUUUUUCAUAUUUUUUCGUACAUUUAUUUAUUUUUCAUCUUGUGUCGUACGUUUAUUUAUUUGUCAUAUUUUGUCGUAGAGAUAUACGUUUCUAAAGCAGUCUGUUGAGAAGAUUUCAUUUUGGAGCCAUGCAAAGCCCAGGGUUGGAAUAUCUGAUGAUGCUUCUCGUUGUCUGCCGCAUAGAGGACGUGUCUUCAGAUCACGAGCACACGCACCCCGUGUUGAGGAACUUCCAGAGUUGGGUCAGCGACAAGUUUUCAUCGGAGUCGCUGGAGGACCCACAGGCAUUAAAAAGCUUUCUAAAAAUCGUAUUCGCAAGACUGAACACGCUUCGCUCUGAAAUCCCGUGCGGCAGGCAUGGCGGUGGGGCCGAUGCUCGCUCUGACAAUUCAAAUCAUCUAGAUAGGGUAGAGCACGCCAUUGUGGAACAAGUUUGCAAACACAGUGACUGUAAGUUUAAGGAUAUUCUACGGUCGCCAGAAUAUUUGAAGAUGUUUUGUAAACUGACGCUGACGAGCGCCUUAUUCCCGGAACACAUAUGCAAUGCAAACUGGACGUCUUCGGAUGAAUUCGAUGAUGUCAAUAUGUUGAUGACGUCGGUUCGAAGACACUAUCGUAGGGAUGCAUCCUUUUCGAAUGGGCAUGGAGGGGCUUCUUCGCUGAAUAUAGUUUUCGAAACGGAAGCAUAUGCAAAUCGAUUAUUAUGUUUACGCGACAGACAUGUAUCAGAGGCGACGAAUUUGAACAGAGGAGCGCACGCGGAUUUGGGUAACGCGGUGGUCUUGGUCGUCCAUAAAAUUUUAGAAGGAUUAAACUUUAUCAACAACAGUGACUUAUGUCCCAUGGAUUUUCUGCACGAUUCGUAUUCCACGCUGCAACGACGGAGCGGCUUACAUGACCAUAUUUCAGUAAUAGACAGAAUCCUACACAACGCCGCUACGCUGACUAAAGGAGACAGUCUAAAACGCAGUAACGCAUUAAGGCGGGCUAUGUUUUCUAUGCAAGAAUUUCCAUCAACAAAAUAUUUGCUCGCGAGGGACGAAAGCAUAUCCAAAUAUCAUCCAUCAAUGAAAAUACUGCAAGCUAAGAAAGACAUCGAUGGCGAUCGCGAUCACCCGUCAGCUCAUGGUCCACAAUGGCCAUCCACUGGUGGUAGUAGUAAUCACGGUGGUACCCAUAGCAAUCAGUUCUUGCAUGAUGAUGUUAAACCUGACAGAAACGAUGUUGUAAUUCGGAACUGUUACAAUGGUCGCUCGUUAAUGGAUAUAUACACCGGCAAUCACCAUAACCAGCACACAGAUUCUGUUUCCAUGGGAUUGUUCCUGGACAUGUGUCCCGCCAUUCUGGACCAACUUAUACACGGUGCUACAGAUUGCUGGAGACUUUCCACCGAGCCUCAUCUCACGACACCUGCUACAAUACCGACAUUUUCAGUGUCUAAAACGACGAUUUCAAAUGAAACAUUAUCAAACAAUACUUCGACAAAAUCAAAAGCAAAUAGCUACAUUUUCGGAUCUCUUUCCACACUUGUCAUCAGUCUGUUCAGCAUGUUCGGUGCCGUUUUCAUGAAACUGACGAGGGUCAACAUCCGCGCCUAUCUCAUGGCCUUUAUGCUGUCCCUCGCCGUUGGUUGCCUUGUUGCAGAUGCUGGUUUGCAUUUACUACCCGAGAUACUCGCAGAAGAGAAAGAGGAGGAAAAUGAUGGUGAACAUGAUGAGCUACUUUCCGCGCCUCUCAAGAAAAUGUGUGCCUUCUUGGCUAGUAUCUAUGCCUUCUUUAUCUUGGAGCUCAUGUUGUCAACAAAGCACGAGCAUAGUCACUCUGACCAGAACGGUACAGUUGCAGAACAACAGAUCGUGUUGAAGAGCGUAAAUCCAGUGAAUGAUAUCAACACUAAGAACCUAACUGUGCGCAACAAGCUUAACAACCUCGAGCGAGACGGCUCACAACGCUCCGUAACUCACCACAAUCCUGUGCUUUCUGCGAAGCAGACAAACCAAACACAUCAAGGCCAACCACAAGCCUGCGGUCGCACAAGCAGCCUAGAUGACCCACGCUGUAACUCUGUCAGUGCCGCAAAUUCGAAUGCUAGCGACCGAAUCAGUGUGCAUGACACGCCAUCUAACAUUAAAGCUCUUGCGUGGAUGAUAAUCAUCGGUGAUGGCAUCCACAACUUUGCGGACGGUCUCGCCAUUGGUGCUGCUUAUGCUGUGACCUUCACCAAAGGUCUCUCCAUCUCCAUCACCGUGCUUUGUCACGAGGUGCCACACGAACUAGGUGACUUUGCUGUUCUCAUAUCCACGGGUAUGUCAAUCAAGAAGGCGUUGGUACUGAACUUCCUAUCGAGCCUGACGGCAUUUGCAGGCCUCUAUAUCGGACUGGCAUUAGGGGCACAGGAGGAGACGUCUAAAUGGAUAUUCUCCGUGGGUGCCGGCAUGUUUCUCUAUGUCGCUUUGACCGACUUAAUACCAGAAUGUAAGGAAAUCUACAAGAAAACGCCGACCGUUAAAAUGUUUGUGACCGAAAACCUCGGACUCCUUUUCGGUUUAGCCAUCAUGUUGUUGCUAGCAAUGUACGAGGACAGCAUGAAAAUUGACAUUUAAUUGAAAUACAUGAAAUACUGAAUAGUAAUGCAAACGAGCUGUAAACGGCUUCACAGAAUCGUAUCAACGGUACUUCCCAUAUAAAGAUACAUACGUAAAGACACAUUUCCCAUUCCUGAUUUUUUAUUUGCUAGAAAAAGUAAUGUCGCGGCAUUUUAACACAAUCAUUUGGCUGAGUUAACACGCUACGUUAACACACCUAUUUAAAUAUAGUAUUGGACAAUGCAACAUUCGGUCUCGUUACACAUAUCUAUAUUUAAGAAUGCCACAUUGCAAAGAUCAUUAUCAAAAAAUGUAGCAUGCAACAUGUUCCUGCUUUAAAUAAGUAAGAGUUGCGACGAUUUAGCAAGCCUUAUUUCACUCAAUUUUGAUUUCAAACAACAUUGUCCUUAAUAAUUUGGUGUGUUUCUCUUUUCUGAGAUUUUAGGUUUAAUGUAUGAGUGCAAUA